Messenger RNA from Anisakis simplex (herring worm), 240 nucleotides. The record is from the annotation of a GenBank genome assembly. Lineage: Eukaryota; Metazoa; Nematoda; Chromadorea; Rhabditida; Anisakidae.
AUGAGCAGCGUGCGUUUGCGUGCGCGUGGUAACCUAUCGGCAACACACUCAGACCUAUUGCUGCGUCGUGAGAUGCGUAAUAUGUAUGUGACGCUGCUAAAUGCGGACGAUAAGGAGUAUUUGAAUUUGAAAAUUCAAACGUUAAAGAAUUUGGAGUUAUUUUUGAUGGAAGAGGAAUCGAAGAUGGUGAAGAAUAACGAUGAAUAUCGAGCGCAAGGUAUUAUAGAACAUUAUAAAUAA